CAGUCGGUGCCCUGGCAACAUGGCGGCGUGGAGCACGUUGAUACGUUCUGCGGGUGAAAAAUUGCAGAAAACUCGCUUCUUGCUGCCCAAGAGCCUUGUCAACAAUGUUGUCGCCAAUCAAGUUCCAUCUCGUGCCAUGUCUGGCCACUUUGUCAUUCAACCGACUAGAUGGCAAUGGCACAAGACAAAAGACUUGGUCCAUUUCUACUUCAUGGUAGCGGCCAUACCAUUGAGCAUCCUCACCUUCUGCGUAAACAUCUUUGUCGGGCCUGCUACCCUUACUCCGAUCCCAGAAGACUACGAGCCCAAAUAUUGGGAAUAUUACAGACACCCUAUUACUAGAUUUCUCGCUCGUGUCAUCUUCAACAAUCCACAAAAAGAUUAUGAAAAGUCUCUUCAUGUAAUCUGGCACGAAUCACAGGUCAUGAAGCUUAGAGAAUUGGAAAAGAAGGUCUGGGACUUGCAAGCCCAGCGACAAGAUUACAGAUACCACUUCUUCCUACCAUACGACACCACUGCUGUGCGCGAUUUCCGAGAGCUGAUCAAACACGAUCGCGACAGCAUUGAAUAAAUGAUUGUAUCAAUGCAAGUGAACAUUUUACAAAGCUGCUGUUUGAUUUUGAACAUCGAUAACAAUGCAUAGCCCAAAGUGUGUUUUCAAUAUGCCAUUUUGAUAGAAAUCACCUUUGUCAGGGCAGCUUGUAAUAACGUAUGUUAUAAUGUAUAGAAUACAGUAGGAAAUAAUUGAUUGAUUGUUAACUCAGUGAAAAAUCAUCGUCUAACCUAGCUGAGAUAUUGAAUUAAUAAAUUAAAAUUAAAAAUUUGUAUGUCUAUUAUUCGAAAUUUUUUAAGAAAAAUUUUUAUCUAUAAUAAUUCCAAAUGAACAGAGAAUACUAAUGUCAAAUGAAUGCCAUGAUCUCGUGCUUUUAUUGAAUAUUUUUCUAUACAGAGUUUGGAAAUCUCGUUCAAUAAAUCUGCAGUGUAAAUUGUACUAACA
Molecule: messenger RNA, 997 nt
Organism: Nasonia vitripennis (jewel wasp)
Lineage: Eukaryota; Metazoa; Arthropoda; Insecta; Hymenoptera; Pteromalidae
Gene: ND-SGDH
Product: NADH dehydrogenase (ubiquinone) 1 beta subcomplex, 5, 16kDa
Source: RefSeq, marked validated